AACUUGAUUCGUGACUCCUUCAAGUAUUAACGCCACCUAUUCCUGGUUAAUAGAUUGGUUGUGAUUGCCUAGUUCUCAGCUUAUUUGUAGUUUUUUUUCUGUUCCAGAUUUUCACAUUACCACUCACAAGUUACUCUCAGAGUAGAUUCGAAUUUACGAAGAACUGAACUUAAUGGGUUACAUAUAUGAUGUUUUUAUUGUCAGUCUGCUGCUUCAACCCUGUUUUUACAUUUUUGUUUCAAGCCUUACUGCUUCGUGAAUACACCAGUAGUAUUUUAAUUAGCUAUACAACAGCGCUUGUUAAUUAAUAUAUCAGAGUGCACGUUAACGUACAUCCUGAUAUAAUACAUCCCAAGCUCCCAACUUUGGGGAAAUUUCGAGGAAAUCCCCCCAUGUAAUAAUACAUCCCUAAAGUCACGGGAAAUUUCUGGGUAGAACGCGAAAUUUCCCCAAAAUUGUGAAAAAUGUCGAGGUUUUAUUAAUAAAUAUAAGCCGACUUCCCCAAAGUGUAAUAAGAUUCUGGGGAAACAUUGGGGUUUUCGUGCCAUUUCCCCAAAGUUUACUAUGGCGGCUUUCCCAGAAUGGGUCAUAUUCCCCCAAAAUUGGGAGCUUGGGACUGGAUUAGUAGUGGACUUCGGAACUUGUAGGCGUAGCUGCAGAGCCCGAGGAACAACCACUUGAGAACUCUUAGACAAAGCCAUGUAAAUAGGUGUGGGCUACCUGACUGUGGUCUCCAUGAUUAUCGUAACUAGUGAUUAAAGGCUCUAAGUGACGCUACUCAGGCUGGUUUGUAAUGGCAUGGGCGCGUCUACUCUUCAUAUCAUUUAGAAACUAAGUCUCAAAAUCUCAAAUUUUCGUAUACGCAGUUUUUCUGCUUCUGAUAGUGUAGCUACCUUAACGGCCUAAUGGAGUGUGUCAGGUUCCAUGUCGUACAUGACCAACUACUUCUCAGUACGCUUUUUGUAAAAGCCUCUAUUCUAUCCCUGUUUGGUGUUAUGAUAUGUGUCUUUAACAUAUUAAAUUUUCAAGAUUCAUUGCAAAAAAGAUGUGCUAGAGAUUUGUCUUUACCUAGGUCAUACAAUUGUUGUGUUUCUGCAAUGAAGUAAUAUUUUCAGUUAAUUUGUUGCCCAUCAAAAUUAUUCAUCAUUUUGCUUUAUGCUUUGGUGAAUUCAGCUUAAAUUAUAAUGACUACUAUGGCAGGAUUAAAAAGUCACGAUUCUAUUCUUUCAAAGUUGGACACUUUCAAGCGUAAGAGAAAAGCUCGCCUGGAAGUUGAAGAACUCAAUAAAGAAAGUCGUCAAGCCAUCGAAAUGGCAGUUAGUGCUUUAACAACUGACGACCCCAAACAAUAUCAAUUGGAAGAAGGACAAGAGCGUUCUUUUAUUGAGAAGUCGUCCCAAAAUUCUGAAGGUGUUAAGAAUUUAGUGGACAAAUUAUUGACAUGGAUUAACAACGAACUAUCAGAACAUCGAAUUCUCGUGAGAGAUAUUCAAGAAGACUUAUAUGACGGUCAACUUCUGCAAAAGUUAGUUGAAAAACUAGCGAAGAUAAAGCUCGAUCAUCCUGAGUUAACGCUGUCUGAAAUUGGACAACUUCAACGCCUGCGUGGUGUAUUACAAACUGUCAACGAAGUACUUCAUGUAUCAGAAACUUGGGCCAGUCAACGAUGGACUGCCGAACGUAUUCAUCAGAAAGACUUGGUUGCUAUUCUGCGCCUACUAGUUGUUAUUGCUCGUCAAUUUAAACCAGAAAUGCGUUUUCAAGCAGGUAUUUUUCUUACCGUCAUAAUCGCUCGCAAAUUAAAUGGUAAAUUGGAGUAUCGUUACGAAAGGGAAUACAUCACUGAAGUCACAGAAACAUUGCCCGCUGGCAGUCCUUUUGACGCCAUAUCAGAACAUCAUAUGGUUUUGCAAGCAGUUCUUACUUUUAUCAAUACACAUUUGGAACAAGUUGGCCUUCAUGUUAAUGAUCUCUCCAAAGAUUUUAGAGAUGGUGUCUUACUUAUCCUAUUAAUGGGUCUUAUUGAUGGCUAUUUUGUACCAUUUCAUGCAUAUCAUCCAACACCAACAACAGAAGAAUUGUGUACAUCAAAUGUUAAACUAGCCUUUGAACUUAUUCAAGCAGCUGGUAUGGUUGAACCUCCAGCAAAACCUGAAGAAAUUGUUGCAGGCGAUAGCAGUGCUGUAUUACGCGUGUUGUAUGGCAUCUACUCAUAUUGUGCACAUAUGGAGGAUGAACAACGUCGGUAUGAAAUAAAUAAUAUUCGAGAACAAGGUGAGAUGGAUGGAUAUUACGGUAAUAAGCAGGAACCUUCUGUACAACAUGGUGUAAUUAAUUUAUCGUAAAGUAUACGUAACUGUGAUAUGUCUCUGCUGUUUUCUGUGAUGCUAACAUUUUAAAAAUUACCGUGGAUUAAUAUGCGUUACCACUGGAGUGACUUACUUUUAAUGAAUAACAGGUUAUCGUUUGAUGUUCUUUAGUUACUUUCUUUUUAGAAAUGAUAAACAAUGAAAUGAAUUUGUAUGUAAGUACUCCAUUAUAUUAUUUCUCUCUCUCCUCUGCGAAUAUACGCUCUUCAGCCUGACAUUUUUUACACCAUUAAACGUUGUGAUAUCAGUUUUGUAGUUAUCUAUAUUAUUUUUGUGCGGUUAAUUGUUUUACUUUCCUAAAUAUUGAUGUUAGUUUCAAUUUCUAGAUACGAUAAUAAAAGCAAUAACUUUGAAAAGAUUCAUUUAUGAUUAUGUUCCUUUUGGUUAACUGAUAGUGUAGUUUAUUAUUUUUCUCCGCGCUAUGUAGUUUUAUUGUAUAUUGUAUAAUUUUUCUGCGCCCGUGGGUUUUAUCUCACUGAAUGUGUUCAUUACUACUAAAUAGAAUGGGUUUUUGUCUUUUUA
Messenger RNA from Schistosoma haematobium, 2891 nucleotides. RefSeq lists its product as uncharacterized. The transcript has 5 exons. Bases 1185 to 2345 code for a protein of 386 amino acids. The record is from RefSeq and is a predicted model, not a curated record. Lineage: Eukaryota; Metazoa; Platyhelminthes; Trematoda; Strigeidida; Schistosomatidae. Gene Ontology annotation, molecular function: actin binding. Gene Ontology annotation, biological process: actin cytoskeleton organization; cell projection assembly; establishment or maintenance of cell polarity. Gene Ontology annotation, cellular component: focal adhesion; actin cytoskeleton; cytoplasm.